Botrytis porri is the source of this 623-nucleotide messenger RNA. RefSeq lists its product as uncharacterized. The transcript has 3 exons. The record is from RefSeq and is a predicted model, not a curated record. The coding region runs from base 1 to 576 and encodes 191 amino acids. NCBI's taxonomy places the organism in Eukaryota, Fungi, Ascomycota, Leotiomycetes, Helotiales, Sclerotiniaceae.
AUGUAUCACCUACACUCAAAAUUUCCGAUCAGUGCACCCUCACCAGGACCCAACGUCCAGCCAGAAAUCACUUCAAAUUCCGGGAACAGCAGCUCUUCGCUCAAAUGCGUCGUAAUACCAAAAAUUCAAACUUUCAUCUUUGUGCUCUACCUUUGCCAGACGAUUAUCAGAAACCCAAAUCUGUUGGAGAGCUUGACGGGCUGGAUCUGGAAGAUCCCAAGAAAUUCCAAUGAAAUCAUUGCGCAAACUCGAGAUGAUUUCGUGAAGAAAGUAAGUGAGAAGGAACGCGCGAAUGGGAGAUUAGUGUUCAGGAGAGUUAAAGAGCUUUCUGAGGAUGCGGAUUAUGCAGAGGCUUUGAGACGCGCGAAGGGUAAAGGCAAGAUGGGACGUCUAUGGGAUAUUUUCAGAGAUGCAGUUGUGUUCUUAUGUUAUUGUGAUGAGGCGGAUAGCUCCCAGAGCUUCAUUUCAUAUUCUACGACGUACUGCUGCGUCCGGCUGUUUAUCAAGGUUCUCUGGCAAGUGUUCUCGGUUUUGGAAGGAUUGAGCCUUGAGGUGUUUGCGUACAUGCGGAGCUAGUAAACUAGGUGUGAGGGUGGAAGUUUGCACAUUCGAAAAGUUGGGAA